UGCAUUUUUGGAGAGGAAUGCAAAGUCUUCCCCGCUGGAACAUUUACAUACAUUCACAAAAGCAACAGGUAAAUACAUGACGUAAGGCCGUCGUCCCCUCCCUCUUUUACCCCUCAGUCCCUCCUGCUCCCCCAGCUGCUGUUGUGUCCUGCCUGGCUGCCCGGUGUCUGCUACGCUGCUCCCCGCUCUGCCCCGCUCCUUCCCCGGACCCCGCCUCGCACCGCCCCGGCUACCGAACUCCCAGUGAAUGCACUAGCCAGCAACCAUGACAGGCAUCGCCGCCGCGUCUUUCUUCUCCAACUCCUGCAGGUUCGGGGGUUGUGGGCUCCAGUUCGAGUCUCUGGCCGAGCUAAUCGUCCACAUCGAGGACAAUCACAUCGACACAGAUCCUCGUGUCCUGGAGAAACAGGAGCAACAACAGCCCACCUACCUGGCCCUGAGCUACAUUAACAGGUUUAUGACGGACGCGGCACGUCGGGAGCAGGAGACCCUGAAGAAGAAGGCCACACCCAAACUUUCCCUGUCAAUCACAGGUGGCGUGUCUCGGAACAGCGUGGCCACACCUCCACGGCACAGCAACGGCAACCUGACUCCCCCCGUGACUCCUCCCAUCACACCCUCCUCCUCCUUCCGUAGCAGCACGCCCACAGGCAGUGAGUAUGAUGAUGAGGAGGUGGACUAUGAGGAGUCAGACAGUGAUGAGUCCUGGACCACAGAGAGUGCCAUCAGCUCAGAGUCUAUCCUCAGCUCCAUGUGUAUGAAUGGAGGAGAGGAGAAACCCUUCGCCUGCCCUGUGCCUGGCUGCAAGAAGAGAUACAAGAAUGUGAACGGUAUUAAAUACCAUGCCAAGAACGGACACCGGACCCAGAUCCGUGUGCGGAAGCCCUUCAAGUGCCGCUGUGGGAAGAGCUACAAGACGUCCCAGGGCCUGAGACACCAUACCAUCAACUUCCACCCGCCCGUCUCCGCCGACAUCAUCCGCAAGAUGCAGGGCUAGAGAGCCCCCCCCCCAAACAUUUCCCUAUUCCCCACCAGCACUCCCAACCCAACCACCCCACACUUUUUCAUUGUCAAUAUCCACCCCACCUUGACCAACCAACCAAAACAUAUCCCUAUCCCUUCUAGCCCAACCUUAGGGGUGACAACCCCUAUCCCUUCUAGCCCAACCUUAGGGGUGACAACCCAAACCCCUAUCCCUUCUAGCCCAACCUUAGGUGUGACAACCCCUAUCCCUUCUAGCCCAACCUUAGGGGUGACAACCCAAACCCCUAUCCCUUCUAGCCCAACCUUAGGGGUGACAACCCAAACCCCUAUCCCUUCUAGUCCAACCUUAGAGGUGACAACCCAAACUCCUAUCCCUUCUAGCCCAACCUUAGG
Salmo salar (Atlantic salmon) is the source of this 1377-nucleotide messenger RNA. Its product is annotated as juxtaposed with another zinc finger protein 1. Lineage: Eukaryota; Metazoa; Chordata; Actinopteri; Salmoniformes; Salmonidae. Gene Ontology annotation, cellular component: nucleus. The record is from RefSeq and is a predicted model, not a curated record.